AUGCAAGAGGCUGCUGCGUCUGCGUUAGCGUUUUCUUUGGGAGCGAUUGUGCCUUUAUUGGCGGCUGCGUUUGUGAAAGAUUACUAUUGGAGGAUUGGAGCGAUUGUGGCGUCUGUGACUUUGGCGUUAGUGAUGUUUGGAUGGUUAGGAGCGGUUUUGGGGAAAGCACCGGUGGUUAAGUCGUCGGUUAGGGUUUUGAUUGGAGGAUGGUUAGCUAUGGGCGUUCCGUAUGGUUUGGCAAAACUGAUUGGGUGA
Molecule: messenger RNA, 255 nt
Organism: Arabis nemorensis
Lineage: Eukaryota; Viridiplantae; Streptophyta; Magnoliopsida; Brassicales; Brassicaceae
Source: the annotation of a GenBank genome assembly